Molecule: messenger RNA, 2216 nt
Organism: Pygocentrus nattereri (red-bellied piranha)
Lineage: Eukaryota; Metazoa; Chordata; Actinopteri; Characiformes; Serrasalmidae
Gene: btbd10b
Product: BTB (POZ) domain containing 10b
Exons: 8
Coding region: 201-1508 (435 amino acids)
Biological process (GO): positive regulation of phosphorylation
Cellular component (GO): cytoplasm
Molecular function (GO): protein binding
Source: RefSeq, a predicted model, not a curated record
GAGUUGUGUCAGCAGCGGCGCUCAGCGCAGAACCGAGUUCGCUUUUUUUGGAAAAUGCGGAGACAUCUCUGGAAUUUCGCCUGAUUUCCUGUCUCUCCGUGGUCUGACUCUUUCAGAACAAAACUCUUUCAAAACACCAGUGCUUAUGACGGCGUAGAGGCCAGACCUGCUAGUCUGCACUUGAGGCUCCCUGGGUGAAGAUGAGCCUGCAUGGUGCCAGUGGAGGCUGUGACCGCUCGCGAGAUCGCCGGCGGUCGAGUGACCGUUCACGAGAUUCCUCUCAUGAGCGAGGGGAAGGCCAGCUCACGCCUUGUAUCCGAAACGUCACCUCACCUACACGCCAGCACACUAGUGAACGGGAGGGUGGCUCGUCGCGGCCCAGCAGCCCCAGGCCUCAGAGAGUCUCUCCCAAUGGCUCCAGCAGCAGCAGCGGGGUGGUCAGCAGUCGCAACAGCAGCCUGUCCAGUUCAGAGGGCACCUUGAAGAGCUCAGGCGUGGGCGAGAUGGUCUUCAUUUAUGAAAACGUCAAGGAGGGAGCUCGUAGCAUCCGGACCUCAGAGAGGGUCACACUCAUCGUGGACAACACACGCUUUGUAGUAGACCCCUCCAUUUUUACCGCACAGCCCAACACAAUGCUGGGCAGAAUGUUUGGUUCUGGAAGAGAACACAAUUUUACACGCCCCAAUGAGAAAGGAGAGUAUGAGGUGGCAGAGGGCAUCAGUUCCACUGUGUUUAGGGCUAUUCUGGAUUACUAUAAAUCUGGGAUAAUCCGCUGCCCUGAUGGAAUCUCCAUUCCUGAGCUGAGGGAAGCAUGUGACUAUCUGUGUAUCUCCUUCGACUACAGCACGAUCAAAUGCAGGGACCUGAGUGCCCUGAUGCACGAGCUGUCAAAUGAUGGCGCACGACGGCAGUUUGAGUUCUACCUGGAGGAGAUGGUGUUGCCUCUGAUGGUGGCCAGUGCGCAGAGUGGAGAGAGGGAAUGCCACAUCGUUGUGCUCACUGAUGACGAUGUGGUGGACUGGGAUGAGGAGUACCCACCCCAGAUGGGAGAAGAGUAUUCACAGAUAAUAUACAGUACAAAACUCUACCGUUUCUUCAAGUACAUUGAAAACCGAGAUGUUGCCAAAUCAGUUUUAAAAGAACGAGGACUAAAGAAGAUCAGACUAGGCAUUGAAGGUUAUCCUACAUACAAAGAGAAAGUGAAGAAGCGCCCAGGCGGCAGGCCGGAGGUCAUCUACAACUACGUCCAGAGACCCUUCAUCCGCAUGUCCUGGGAGAAGGAGGAGGGAAAGAGCCGGCACGUGGACUUCCAGUGCGUCAAGAGCAAGUCCAUCACCAACCUCGCAGCAGCGGCGGCGGACAUUCCGCAGGACCAGCUGGUGGUCAUGCAUCCUGGCCCCCAGGUGGAUGAACUGGACAUUCUACCAAACCACCCUCCCCCAGGCCAUCACUACAGCAACAACUACAACAACGAGCCUGACCCUGAUGCUGCCUCACCUGCACUCUGAAAGCAGACUCUUCCCUUCCUUCUCUCCUCCCGCCACCCCCCCGCUCCCCCUCCACAGCAUGCUGCAGCAUGGAGCGAGAGUGACACCAUAACCAGAUUGCCUUCUGCACCUCCUUCGCAGCCUUAGAGCCUCAACUAUCUAGUCUACUGUACAAUGAAUAUAAAGGAAAAAAAAAGAGGGGGGGGGGGGGAUACCCAUGAGGAACUCGGGAUACUGGCAUGGGCAGUGCUCUCCUGGUUUUCUCUUCUUUUUUUAAAAAAACUUGACCAAAGGAAAUUUAUUUUUUGUUAGCGGUUUGAAAUGAAAUUAGCAACCUCACUUAUUUUGUAAUUGGGCCUAUUAUUAUUGUUAUUGUUAUUAUAAUUACUAUUGUUAAAUUUCCAUUUCCAUGAUAUUAUCACUAUAUGGUUUAUUAUAAGAUUUUAUUUUAUUUGAAAAGUUUGGGAUGUAUCCUGGGUGGUGCCACUGUGUUAUAAUUAUUUUUAUUUGUAUUAUUUUUUUAUUUUGGAAAGCUCUCCCACAAUCCCUGUUUGAGAAGUUCCCCUCCAAGCUCCUUUGCAGCGCACAGCCAAAGGAGUUCUUUUUGCCUGGCAAAUGAAUGCAGUGUUACUUUCUGUUUUCUCCAUGGCAGGACAUACACUCAUGUGGUCAGGAUCCCUCUGUUCAGAGCUUGAGAAUCAUUGUAUAAAUAAAGUUGUAAAACACAGA